AGUUGACUACGAGUCUCAUACGCGUCCUCUCUUUUUAACUCAUCGCAUACAAAGCGAAAUAGAGACGUUCAACCUGGACGGCGUCUUUAAUCAUGUGAGGCAGAUGAUUUACGGGAUUGGUUUUCGAGGCCUUUCUGGAAUUUGGACGUAUUUAAUCUUGCUGUUCUUGUGAUGCAAUUGCCUGCUGUCCACUAACAGCGUUCGAGUUGCCAUCGAGUCUCGGUCUUGGCACAGACUGUGUCCAAGCCGUUAAAGUGCACCAAAGCCCAUUCAGCUCGUUUACUACCUAAAACAAUGCUUUCCUUCUUUCAGAGACCCUCGUCGAGCAUAUACAUCCUUGCCUGCGUAUAUGCGUUUUCAACCAUUCGAAUAGCAGAUGCUCAAAUUCCAGACUUUCCAUCUUGCGCUAAUAGCUGUAUUCAAGCUUCCCUUCCGGCGACUGGAUGCACAACAGACGACACAAGCUGCUUAUGCACAAAUUCAACAUUUGCCUCUGCUGUACUUCAAUGCUCCGCGAUGAUCUGUACUGCAGAUGACCAGGCCACGGUGAAUAGUGAUUUGAACAGUCUCUGUGAUAUCGCCACCUCUUCCUCUGGGCUUCCAGGCACUUCGACCGGAACAUUUUCGGAAACAACAUCCGCCUCUUCUUCCGCUAUAACUACAACGGAAUCCGAUACUGGCGUGAUAACUCUCACAACGACUCUUCCCGGAGGUUCGUCCGUGACUGUGACUGCGACAUUCACGCUUUCUGCUACUCCAUCACCUCCAAUCUCAUUCACCUCUUCGGUUCCCGUCAUUGUGCCGUCUACUUUCUCAUCCGCUACUUCGAGUGCCAGUGGCAUUGUCACUAGCGUCCUCUCAUCCUCUGUUGCCUUUGUAACAAGCAGUCCAGUCCCCUCGCUAAGUAGUUCGAGUACUAGUACCAGUGCUACGAGGCCGGUCACUACUUUGACAAGUACAGCAGGGAACGGUGUAUCGACGGCACCGGCAGCUACAACUAGCAAUACAUCAGCAUCAUCGAACAGUGCAGCCUAUCCACCGUCAGCUAGCCGCGAUGCAGGUGCCAUGGUUAUUUUUACCUUCCUUGGGACUAUGGCGGUGCUCAUCAACAUGUUUUGAGGAUGGACAAAACGGUCAAUUGAAACUGGUCGGGAUGUCUUUGGCGUAUUCUCCGCUAUUCAAAUGAUCGGCAAUGAACAAUUGAUGGUCUUUCAUCCUACUCUGAUGUACAUGUGUAUUGUUCUCUUUAUCUAUUUUCCCAUUAGUGUCGUGCUAACUAUGUACGUUCGUUUAGUCUGUCUGAUUA
Molecule: messenger RNA, 1306 nt
Organism: Lentinula edodes (shiitake mushroom)
Lineage: Eukaryota; Fungi; Basidiomycota; Agaricomycetes; Agaricales; Omphalotaceae
Exons: 6
Coding region: 295-1119 (274 amino acids)
Source: RefSeq, a predicted model, not a curated record